AAUAAAUAGAUAUAGAAAAAUUAAAGAAAAAUGAAAAAAGUGAAAAUGUAAAAAAAGAAAAUUCAAAUAGAUCAGGUCAACUAGUUGACCAGAUUUAGAUGGGUUUGACCGACUUGAGUGGAUUUGGCUGGACUUGAGUAACUUUUUACUGAGUUUCACCUGAAACUAGUUAAAUUACACGUAAAAUUAUAUAAAAAAGUCAUCUUUAAAUCACUUUCCCCUUUUUUUUUUUGUUUAAAGUUUUUAAGAUUUUGAUGGGACCCAAAAAUCACUCCGCAUCAACGUCUAGAACAAAUGAAAAAGAAGGGAACAAAUGGAGUCUAUACAACCAUUUGGGUUGUUAGUGCCAUUAGUUAUAAAGAGUUUAUUUGCACCAAUCAAGGAGUUAGAGGGCUUUUUGCAUCAUUUUUAGUUUUAGGGCAUAAAUGCUAAUUUGGAGGGGUAAGUUAGGGGGCUUAGAAAGGCUUUUUGCCAAACUACAAUCUCGAUCAUCGGUUGUUCAUAUCAUGGUUUGUUGUAAGUUUAGGUCUGUGCCCGUGAUUUCCUAUUUCCACCUUCUUCUGUUAUCGAAGAACUAUCAGAAAUUACCUUAGAUUGCUUACUGUAGUCUUUGCGUCUUUAGGAAAUUGCCCAUCCUAUUUCCAUGAUUUGCUGGGUCUUCUUUUGCUUUCUGUAAAAUUAGCCGAGCAAAUUUGCUAGGUUAGUUUUCAACUGCAGAAAAUUAUCCACUAGACGUUCACCUAUUUCAUGUAGCUUCCUUUUAGUUGCAUUUUUGUGAGAAUAGUUCCUCUUACUCUCAUUUGACUGAAAUGGAAAAUGGAAGAGAGUACAUCAACACUUUAGUCAAGAAUAAAUCUAUUCAAUUUGCCGGAAGUGAGAAGGUUGCGCAAUCCUCGUCUAAGAAUUCCAAGAGCUCCAAGUUGCUGGAGAAUGGGAAAUAGAGUAGAGGUCAUGCAUGCGAAGGUAGGGAUUCCUUGAAGUGAAAAUCGAACAAGAGAAAAGGAAAUCGUCAGAGAUGGGGGUUUGAUUUCAGGUAUAUUUUUCAUCCCCAAUCCGUUGUUGAGUAAGAGAAUCGUAUGAUUUCACUCAAUUUCUCCCAAUCUGUUGAAGUAUAUAUAAGUUGAGAUUUGUAACAUUCAGGGCUUUCUGAUUGCUGAUGAUUUUAGAUUUACUUUGUAAUUGGCACUUUGAUAUUAUAGUUACCUGCUAUGUUUGAAUAUCAAACUUGGUUCCUAUUUAUGUACCUAGAUUGUUUGGGUUUAACUUGAAAAAUCUUAGGCUAAUAGAGAAUGAUUAGUGUU
Molecule: messenger RNA, 1301 nt
Organism: Rubroshorea leprosula
Lineage: Eukaryota; Viridiplantae; Streptophyta; Magnoliopsida; Malvales; Dipterocarpaceae
Source: the annotation of a GenBank genome assembly